Myotis lucifugus (little brown bat) is the source of this 1931-nucleotide messenger RNA. RefSeq names its product WD repeat domain 25 (gene WDR25). The coding region runs from base 381 to 1931 and encodes 516 amino acids. Gene Ontology annotation, molecular function: protein binding. Lineage: Eukaryota; Metazoa; Chordata; Mammalia; Chiroptera; Vespertilionidae. The transcript has 8 exons. The record is from RefSeq and is a predicted model, not a curated record.
CGUUCAGCCGUCUAUUAAGGAGGGCGGGCACACUGGGCUUUGUCAGAAGUUGGUCCUCACUGAAGUUUUCCACGCUGCUCCACCGCGCCCUCUGCUGUCCGGGACGGGACGUUUCCCGCAUCCUUGUUUUCCUCUUGAGGCGAGUUCAUGUUAACAGCACAGAACUGAACUCCAGAUGGAAUACUUCCUUCUAGAAACUAACUGGUGGCCGUUUUAUCAUGCAUGAUGGCUCAGAAUUUCAGGAAAGAUUUUUUUAGGGAGGGGAAACUCCCUGUUGUGUGAGUCUGUGUGUUGGAGUGAAACUGGCAGGUUUGGAUGACACCCUCGGGCCCCUCCGCCUGGGCUUGUGGGUCUGUCACUCCAACUGGCUUCGAGUGGAGAUGGGGUAUCUGGGGGAGAGUCCCAGAGAGAAUACAAGGAAGGAGGAGCCCAGAGAGAGGGCAGAGGCAUCUUUAAAGUCCCGGGUCUUUCUGUCCAGGCAUCGUGUCUACAGGUCGUUUGCCCACGAGGGACAGCGGGACACAGUGUCUUCAAUGGCUUCAUUGGUGGCUUAUGAUGACUCAGACUCCGAGGCUGAGAGCGAGCCUGCGGGAAGCUUUGCUGCCGCUGGCCAGAGGAAGGACUCUUGUGUUACGGUUGAACCUCGUGGCCAGGCUUUCGCAUCGGGAGUCCUGGACGGGACAGGAGGCACACUGCCCACAAAGCACGGCUCCUGUGAAGACCCAGCCGGCCAGCGUCUCCCACUGGCUCGGCUCUGGAGGAGCGACCCAGGAUCUUGCCCCAGCCAGAGGCUACAGUGGCCCAGGACAGAGCCCGACGUCACCUUCCCCACAAGCGAGCCUCCUCGUCCUUCCCUGUGGACCAGCCACGCUCCCGCUGGCCAUGUGCCCCGGGCCGCCGCCUGCUUGAAGCAGGUGAGACUCUCCUGGGGAACUUACGACCCCCCCGAGCCACCUUUCGGUGCCCAACCCAAACCUGAGACCCCGGGGAAGAGUGGCAGCUCUCUUCAGAAGAAAAGGCGAGAGGACUGUAUUGUGCCCUACACCCCGAAGAGACUGCGACGCUCGCAAGCAUUAAGCACAGAAACAGGCAAGAACAAAGAUGCGGAGGCCCGGGGCCCCUCUCUGCGUGCCCCGCGCCCUCUGUGCACAGCCCCCCAAGUGUCCGAGUACAUCCAGCCGUACCUGGGCACCCCGUACAAGGAAACCCAGAUAUCCCAGAAGGUGCUCUUCCACCUGCAUGGCCACAAGGGCCCCGUCAGCAGCAUCCAGUGGUGCCCUGUCUUUUCAAAGAGCCACAUGUUCCUCUCGGCUUCUCUGGAUAAAACCUUCAAGGUGUGGAACGCGGUGGACUCGGGGAGAUGCCUGCAGACCUACUCUCUGCACAGUGAGGCGGUGCGGGCUGCUCGGUGGUCUCCCUGCGGCCAGCGCAUCCUCAGCGGUGGCUUCGACUGCGCUCUGCACCUCACAGACCUUGAAACAGGAACCCAGGUAUUCAGCGGUCAGAGUAACUUCAGAGUCACUACCUUGAAAUUCCAUCCGAAAGACCACAACCUUUUUGUGUGUGGGGGCUUCAGCUCUGAGGUCAAAGCCUGGGAUGUGAGGGCCGGCAAGGUGGUGAGAAGCUACAAGGCGACCAUCCAGCAGACCUUGGACAUCCUCUUCCUCCAGGAAGGCUCUGAGUUUCUGAGCAGCACAGAUGCUUCGAGCCGGGACUCUGCCGAUCGUACCAUCAUCGCCUGGGAUUUCCGGAGCUCCGCCAAAAUCUCCAACCAGAUCUUCCAUGAGAGGUACACCUGCCCCAGCCUGGCCUUGCACCCGCGGGAGCCCGUGUUCCUGGCCCAGACCAAUGGCAACUACCUGGCCCUCUUCUCCGCCGUGUGGCCCUACCGGAUGAGCAGAAGGCGGCGCUACGAAGGGCACAAGGUUUAG